Vigna angularis (adzuki bean) is the source of this 1175-nucleotide messenger RNA. RefSeq names its product transcription factor MYB44. Gene Ontology annotation, biological process: regulation of DNA-templated transcription. NCBI's taxonomy places the organism in Eukaryota, Viridiplantae, Streptophyta, Magnoliopsida, Fabales, Fabaceae. Gene Ontology annotation, molecular function: RNA polymerase II cis-regulatory region sequence-specific DNA binding; DNA-binding transcription factor activity, RNA polymerase II-specific. The transcript has a single exon. The record is from RefSeq and is a predicted model, not a curated record. Gene Ontology annotation, cellular component: nucleus. Bases 89 to 952 code for a protein of 287 amino acids.
UUCUUCUCACAAACCACACAACACAUCUCUCAUAAAUUUCAAUUUUGAUAUUUUCUUUAUUUUGUUUUUAUGAUUAAACUCUGCUAGCAUGGCAACCGGAAGCAGAGACAUGGAUCGGAUCAAGGGCCCAUGGAGCCCGGAGGAGGACGAGGCGCUGCAGAGGUUGGUGCAGGCUCUUGGGCCGAGAAACUGGACGAUGAUAAGCAAGUCUAUUCCUGGUCGAUCCGGCAAAUCGUGCCGGCUACGAUGGUGCAACCAGCUUUCGCCGGAAGUGGAGCACCGCGCUUUCACGCCGGAAGAGGACGAUGUUAUUGUCAGGGCGCACAGUAGGUUCGGUAAUAAGUGGGCCACCAUAGCACGUUUACUCAAUAGCCGCACUGAUAACGCCGUCAAAAAUCACUGGAACUCCACUCUCAAGAGAAAAUGCUCCGCCCUUGGUCUCGAUGCAACGGAUCGUUCACCCCUAAAAAGAUCUGCCAGUGUCAGCGCGGGUUAUUUAAACCCGAGCAGUCCAUCUGGGUCCGAUUUAAGCGAUCCGGGCAAGCCGGCUCUGUCGACUCCUUCUGCCUCGGCCUUCUGCAGGCCCAAUCUCAUGGAAGCCGCUUCUUCACUCUCCGAUCCAGCCACGUCACUGAGUUUAUGUCUUCCUGGGUUAAACUCGGAAUCUAUACAGCGGAGUUUAUGUCUUCCUGGGUUAAGCUCGGAGCCUGUACAGCGGCCAGCAUCUCCGGCACAGCCUUCUCCACCUCCUCCUCCUUCAGCGGUGUCCACGGUGGAAGAGCGUAGAAAGCAAUUGUUCAAUCCGGAGUUUUUGAGGGUGAUGCAAGAAAUGAUAAGGAAGGAAGUGAGGAGUUACAUGUCAGGGAUGGAGGUGAAGAAUGGUUUGAGAAUACAGACGGAAGUCAUUGGAAAAGCGGUGGUGAAGCGCAUGGGAAUCAGCAACAUCAAGUGAAGGAAAGGAAAGAAAUGGUGUCUUUGAAUUAUCAGAACAGGCCAGAGGACAUGAACUGUGAAUCACAGGGUAGAGAAAAGUGAGUGAAAAAGAGAAUUUUAUUUUAUUUUGUAGUUGAAGUAAAUUCUAGUUUCCCUUUGCUUAAGGGUAAAAAUUAGUAAUAAUUUUGGCACUGUACAGAACUUAAAAAGAAAAAAAAUGGAAGAGUGCUUUUCUGAUAAAA